CUUUGGUACUUCAGUUGGUAUUCACUAAUUUUUUCGCAUUUUAAAACACUAAAACCACUAUUUUUUUGUAAAUACUUCUGAAUACUAUUCAGUUUAUUGGUUUAUGAACUUGUGUCAAUGCGACAAUCAAUAAUUAGCUUUGUAAGGACUUCAUACAUUUUCUACAAUGGACAUCGACGUUAGUAAAGAGAAUAUUCAACCACUAAGAGGUGGUAGAAACUUUAUGCAAUUGGGUACUGCAUUGCAAGCACAAUCAGACGUUGAUGUUCAAAGACAGCUGCAAUUACAAAAGGAGGAACAUGAAGCAGCUAUUAGGCACUAUCAGGGCCCGGAUCCAUUGGAUCCAUGGUUUAACUAUAUCCAGUGGGUAGAGCAAUGCUAUCCAAAACAUGGUCAUGAGGGACAUAUUGAUAAGUUAAUAAAGGAUUGCCUGCAGAUAUUUGAAAAAGAUACCAGAUAUUUUCAAGAUAGAAGGCUUGUGAAGCUGUGGAUUAAGUAUGUGGAUUGUCUUUCUAAUCCUUUGGAGAUAUAUCAAAGGUUGUAUAAUACUGGAAUAGGAGUAGAAUGCUCUGAGUUCUAUCGUGCUUGGGCAUGUUAUUGUGAAGAGUCUGGAGACUAUAAGAAAGCUAAUCAAGUAUAUAUGCUUGGUUUGCAAGCUAAAGCUCAACCAUUGGAUGAACUUGAGCAGGCUCAUAUGAACUUCCAACUGUUCUUUGCUCAAAGAAUGCUUCAUGAUGACUCCCCAACGAAAAGGAAGGCAGCAUCAGCUUUAGCUGAAACUAGAAUGGCUCUAACAUCCUUGAAGUCAUUUAAAAGGCGUAAUAUUGCCAGUGUUCCUGUACAAAGAGUAGGAGAAAGUAUCCGAAGUGUACAUCCUGGUGUAGUAAGGCAGCAGCAGCAACACCUUAACAAGCCAAGUUCCAAUAUUAUAGUCAAUGUUUUUGAGGAUGCUCCAUCAACAUCACAUGCAUCACAUGGUAUUCCUGUGGCCGAAGAUGCUGGGCCUGCUUCAUUAGUGCAGGCUUGUAGUAAUCUUGAAAAUGAGAAGGAAGUUGGUAUCUGGACAAAUCCUAAAACCAAAAUGGUACAUACAAAUGUUGUACCACACCAGCCUUUACCCUUUACACCAUAUGAAGACGAAGAUGAUGUACUAAGGUUGCCUGAAAACCAUAUGGCGUAUUGUGCAGAUGAUUUAUCAUUUACUGUGCCUCUAUGUGUACCUGAUCCUCCAGAUACUACAAAAAUCCCAUGUUAUAACAAAUCACAGGUAUAUGUUAAUGAUCAAGAAUAUAGUUUAGAGGAAAUCAGAUCAAAAAAAUAUAAUUUAAUUAAAAAAGUUAAGACUGAAAAACCUGCAAAUGUAGAAGUGCCGCCACGUUAUGGCAGCAUAAAUGAAACUCUGGCUCAAUGCAGUGCAUUGGAAACCUUAGCAAAUUGUGCCCUAGACACUGAACAAGAUCAUUUAGGACAACUUAUGCCAUUAACAAUGCCUACUUUACAAAAUAUUACGAAAGUAACAAAUAUGCAUUCGCCGGGAGAGCCAAAAGUGUUGGUCAACUUAGAUUCUAAAGAAUUUAGUGAAUUAAGUGCAAAAAAGAAUGAUGAAAAUCAAAAACCAUCUCAUUAUGGUUCAGAUAAGGAAAAUCAAAUGGACAAACUUGCAAACACUAGCAACUAUGCUAAUGAAAAUAGUCCAGCUCCUUAUGUUAAAAAUAAUCUAAUGGAAGAAUUCAACAGAAGCUUAAUGGGUAAUCUCCUUGGAGAUUCUGUCACAGUUAACACUAAGGAAGCUCGAUGGGAGCUUAGAAACUUAUUUAAUGACAAUGAACCAUCUAUGGUACAGCCAGUAGUGCAACAGUUUGAAGUACCAAAUUUUGAUAUACAUGAAGAUAGAUCUAUGACAAUAGCUAUUAAUACAAAAAAGAAACAAGAAAUUGUUGAUGUGAGAACAUUACCAGAAGACAAAGAGAAUGCAAAUAAAUUUGCAGCACCUGUAAUUGCACCGCAAAAUGUUAACAAAACUGCCUUUUAUGAGGAGCCAUCAUGCACUCAAGUCUUCAAUUUCAACAUCAAAGAUGCUAGUACCCCAAACAUGUCUCAGUUUAAAAAGCCUACAAAUUGUGUAGACCCAUCUACCAAGUUUCCCUCUGUACCAAAAUUUUGUAUUGACGAGAGUGUUAUAGAACAUGCUGAUCCAGGUGUAGGUAAGAGGGAAGAGAGUUCUAGGCAACAUGCGACAGAUCAACAUGCUACGGUGGAAAAUCAAGGCGCGGGACUUUCAGUUAUUAUGGAAGCUACGCGGGAAUACAACAGUAAAUCUGGUUCCAGUUCAUCUGGCCAGUCAACAAGGACAAAUUUCACUGGAUACACUACAAAUUUUGAUUCAAUGUAUAAUAAUCCCAAUGAUCCAUCCCAACAACCUACUUCAUCCAAACGAAGUUCAUUAUCUACACAGCCAAGAAUGCCCAAUGGAACAUUUGCAAGGGUUUACCCCCAAAAGCGAGAGCAGCCAGAAAACAAACCGGUUGCACCGUCCACAUCAGUGCCUUAUCUUUCUCAUGAUCAUCAGUAUCAAAAACCGAUGCCUCCAAAUUACAAUGGAUACUCACCUCAAAGGUCUAUGCAUUCCCACUAUCAACAGAACUUUAGCUAUCAACAAGGUUAUACUGGUAAUCAAGUUAUGAAUCAACAACAGCAGCAGCAGCAACAGGGAUAUGCAAGUCCAAGCCCAAGUGCUUAUCACAGCCCACAACAUCCGGGUAUGCAAAGCCCUCAUGCUAUUAAUCAAGCAGUUCCUCCUGGUUUUCAAAGUCCUACUUAUUCAACUCAAGUAGGGUAUCAUAGUCCUGGACAUGUAAUGAUGAGUCCCCAACAACAGCAACAACAACAAUUUAGUGGACGUCAAGAAUAUCAAUAUUCUAGUCAAACAGAUAGGCAACAUAUUUAUGUGAAUCAGCAGCAACAACAGGCUGCAGCUGUUUUUCAAAGUCCUCCACAUCAAACCCAGUAUCAAAAUAAUCAAUAUUAUCAACGCACCAGUGCGGCAGCAACGAGUCCAAGUUAUAAUCAACAAAACUAUCUCAAUAUGCACAAUCAAUAUAAUAAUACUAAUAUGUAUUCAAAUGUCAAUUCCCAUACGAACAACCAAAGUUUUAAUGCUAUGCAAAGUCCUUAUAGACAGCCUCCUAAACAGGCGGUUGAAAGCACAUCUGGUUAUGGUGCCCAAAAUAAUCAGUCAUUUCAAGUCUACCAAAGUCCACAAUUAUCUCAAAAUAAUUAUCGUAAUGCACCACAUAGUACAAAUGUUCCUACAGAGAAUACAGAUUCUCAUAUCAGGCAAGAACCUCAUAUGAAUGCGUCAUUAAAACCACAAGAAAGAGACAUAAAAGAGCAAACUGCGACGAAUAAAGUCACAACUCAAUCGAAACCCGUAGCUCAUCAUAAAAAUCAGACUUCCGCUUUACGAACUAUUAGACAUGAUCAACCUAAUGUAAAGAUCGGCCAAAAUUCUCCUGAUAUUGGUUUCUCAAACCAAUUUCUUAAUUUUAUAUCUAAUAGAAAUGAACCUAAAGACAAUGCAAAUACCCCGAAAUUUUCAAAUAGCCCAAGUAUUUCUCAAAAAAUGCAUAAAAAUCUUUAUGUAUCAAGUCCUGAGCAAGCCCAAGUACCUCCAUCUUCCGGUCUUUCCGAUUCGGAUAGUAAAGACGGAAUGACGGCGCAAACAGUGAUGCCAAUACAAUCUGCUAAAAUAUCACACAGUGUUGAAAAACAAAAAGAUAUAUCUAAAAGACAAUUGGAUUUCGAACAUCGUGUUGAAAUUCAAUCAGAGGAUAGUAGAGACUCUGUUAGCAAAGAAAGCAGAAUUUCAUCUGUUUAUUCAAGGCAGUCUGAUUUCCAAUCUGAUGGUUAUGGAAUGGAUGUGGACAGUGAGAAUUCUAUGGAGUGUGGUGCAUUCAAAUCAACUCACUCUAUAUCUCUGGUGGAAACGAGUGACAUACCAAGACCUGCUGAUAUUGAUUUUCCAAAAGUAAUUGAUCCAUUCAAUAAAAAGAUUUUAAGCUCACUGCUAGAGUAUGUUAAAUUUCCCAAUAAAACUCACGCUGAUGGCUAUGUGGAAGUAAGGUCUGUUCCAAAACUACAACCUACUACUACGAUUAGCAUUGGAAAUAACAGAUUUUCCAUAGAAAAACAAUUAGGGAAAGGAAAUUAUGGUGCUGUGUUUCUUUGUCUUGAUAUCCACAGCAAUAAAACUGUGGCUGUUAAAUAUCAAAAGCCUAGUAGACCUUGGGAGUUUUAUAUUUGUCAAGAAAUAAAAGCUAGAAUAAAGGAUCCGUUUAUGCUUCCAGGAUACAUGGAUAUAACUACAGCAUUUUUAGGAGAUAAUGCUAGUUUAUUCGUAUCUGAAUACUCUAAGUAUGGAUCUCUUUUAGAUGUUGCAAACAAAGUAAGAGUUGCAACUUCGAAAUGUAUCAAUGAAUUUAUAGUAAUUCUAUUGACGUCUGAAAUGCUAUCUAUAGUUCACUACUUGCACAAGGCACAAAUCAUUCACGCGGAUAUUAAACCAGACAACUUUUUGUUAAUGAAGAUCCCUGCACAAGAAUGGCGAACACCAUCUUUGCAGCUGAUUGACUUGGGGUGUGCCAUAGACAUGUCCUUGUUCCCAGAAGGAACCACAUUUAAUGAAUUGAUUGCUACUGAAGGUUUCACAUGCACUGAGAUGCGAGAAGGGAAACCGUGGACAUAUCAAACUGAUUUGUAUUGCUUGGCUGGUACAAUACAUGUCAUUCUAAUGGGUAGCUACAUGAAAGUAGCCAAUCGUCUAGGUCAAUGGAAUAUAGACAAGAAAUUGCCCAGGUACAUGAAAGUUAGCUUAUGGGACAAGAUAUUCACAACACUACUAAAUGUUCCUGAUUGUAAUAACUUACCUGAUCUAAUGGAUCUCAAGAAUGAAGUAGAUAGCGUCUUGAGCGAAAUCGACAACCUUGGCUCUCAACUCCGUAACUUUGCUAAUGUGCUUAAAUCUAGAUAAAUGUGUGAAUGGUCCUGAUGUAUUUAUUGCAUUUAGAUUCUAUGGUGACUGUAAAAACAAGUACCUAACAUGUAUUAUUAUUAACAAUAUAAAUACAAAUUAUGUCCUAUAUUGAUGAAUCCUGAUCUAUCUCUAAGUUAAUUUUAUUGCUUUUUCAUUAUAAAGCAAUAACUAUAAGAUAUCAGAAUCUACAAUCUACUUUACAAUAUGCCUUGUUGUGUUUAGUUAAAAAUGUGAUAUUGUGAUUUUUAGUUCGUUUUAGUUUAGAACGAAAACAUGGCUUAGAUAUUAACUUGUUAGCUUAAUAAAUGUUGAAAGAUUAUUUAGGUUUCAUUUAUUUUUGUACAACCUAAUAAGACAUGCACAUCACCCAUUUCUUGUUUGAACUGUAAUUAUAAUUAAUAAACAAUUACCUGGUUGA
Galleria mellonella (greater wax moth) is the source of this 5450-nucleotide messenger RNA. RefSeq names its product mitotic checkpoint serine/threonine-protein kinase BUB1 beta-like (gene Bub1). Gene Ontology annotation, molecular function: protein kinase activity; ATP binding. The record is from RefSeq and is a predicted model, not a curated record. The transcript is spliced from 15 exons. Lineage: Eukaryota; Metazoa; Arthropoda; Insecta; Lepidoptera; Pyralidae. Bases 167 to 5029 code for a protein of 1620 amino acids. Gene Ontology annotation, biological process: meiotic sister chromatid cohesion, centromeric; protein phosphorylation; mitotic spindle assembly checkpoint signaling.